Molecule: messenger RNA, 1539 nt
Organism: Mycotypha africana
Lineage: Eukaryota; Fungi; Mucoromycota; Mucoromycetes; Mucorales; Mycotyphaceae
Product: ClpP/crotonase-like domain-containing protein
Exons: 9
Coding region: 428-1372 (314 amino acids)
Source: RefSeq, a predicted model, not a curated record
CGCAAGUGUGCUAACCUCCGUGUCUUGAACUCCUACUGGAUCAACCAAGAUGCCACUUACAAGUACUACGAAGUUAUCCUUGUUGAUCCUUCUCACAAGGCUAUCCGUCGUGAUCCUCGCAUCAACUGGAUCGUCAACGCUGUUCACAAGCACCGUGAAGCUCGUGGUCUCACUGCUGUCGGCAAGAAAUCUCGUGGUCACAACAAGGGUCACCUCUUCAACAACACCAAGGGUUCUGGUCGUCGUGCCACCUGGAAGCGUCGCAACACUCUUUCUCUCCGUCGUUACCGUUAAAGACUUUAUCCGCCCUAUUUUAUUGCUUUUUCAUUAAACAGUAAAGUAACAACUACAGCUUUUUUUUUUGUCAAUUGUAUUAUAAUGGGCUUCCAUCUUUCUUUGGUUUCGACUGAUCGUUCAUUGGCAUUGCAUGCAUAUUCUUAUGCGGGGGAAACAAGUUGGGCUUUUCAGUUUUUCUUCCCCUCAUUUUACUGUUGUUCUUUAUCUUCUAACCUAUAAAAUAGAUCGCAUCAAAAAAAAACAUAUAAUGUCUAUCCAUAGCACAGUUCCCCAGCUUGAGACGAUGGAGAUUGUAUUGUUUCCUAAUGGUGUUGCAGAGAUUGCGCACAAUCGACCUAAGCGUUCAAAUGCUCUUUCUCCCCAGUCUUAUCGAGAUUGGUUAAAUGCGUUAAGAUGGGCAGCUCAGAGUGACAGAGUGAAGAUAGUGAUUCUAACAGGACGGGGAAGAUAUUAUACCUCAGGGCAACAGUUAGAAAUGCCUGAUGCAAGCAUACAGAAUUUAGAAGAAGAAAUGGACCAAAGAAGACAAACAACAACUGAUGUUGUAUCUGAAAUGAUCAAGUUUCCAAAGUUGAUCAUCGCUGCCGUCAAUGGUCCAAGCAUUGGCUUUGGGACAACCACUCUGGCAUUGUGCGAUGUUGUUUAUUCUGUACCUGAAGCAACAUUUUCUACUCCGUUCAUGAAAUUAGGAUUCUGUGCGGAAGGAUGUUCUUCGAUAUUACUACCAAGAAUUAUGGGCCAAUCCAAAGCAAAUGAAAUGCUUCUUUUAGGAAGGACAUUUAAUGCACAAGAGAUGGUAGAUUGUGGAUUCAUCAGUCGAAUUUUGCCUGCUCAAGGGUUCCGUGAAGCUAUUUUGAGAAUUGCAGAUGAUGCGUCAAAAUUCUCCUCAGAAGCUAUCAAAGUGACGAAGGACCUUGUGAGAAAUAUUGAUCGUGAUCUUUUGGAGCAAGUCAAUCAAAAUGAAAUGUCUGCUUUAAAAGAUCGUAUGAACAGUAGUGAUUCUUUGGAAAGCAUUAUGCGAUUCUUGGAGGAAGCUGCUGCGAAAAAGGCAGCUAAGGCAAAAGCUAAAUUGUAACACGCUUUUUCGGAAGCAGUGAUACUAGUCAAUGAAAGAGACAACUGUUUAAAUUCAUUGAGAACCAAUAGUAAUAAUGGACACUGUAUUGCUUUAUUUUUAUUUUGAAGGAAAUAAUCUAUUUCUAUACAAUCAAAAUAAAGAUGUCUUAUGUAUGCAUAAAAUAA